UAUUGCAAUGUGCAACUCAGAUGAACAAACUAUUCAAAUUCCCUCAAAAACCAUCCAUCAACAUCAAUCAAUUCACCAAUUCUCCAUCUUCUUCUUUCUCCACGAAUUCAUCUCCAUAUCCACUAUCUCUCCUCGCAGACAAAUGCACCUCAAUGCGCCAACUCAAACAAGUUCAUGCUCAAAUGAUUGUCUCUUCUCGCAUCAACGAUAACUAUGCUGCUAGCCGUUUGCUCUCUUUCGGUGCUCUUUCGACUUCCGGCGAUAUUAAUUAUUCCGUAAAGAUGUUCAAUUACACUCAAGAACCGAAUAAUUUUAUGUACAAUACUAUGAUUAGAGCUCAAGCUAGUACUGAAAAUCCAUCAAAUGCUAUGUUAUUGUUUGUACAAAUGAGAAGGGUGGGUGUUUUGCCAGGAAAACAUACAUUUCCAUUUCUUUUAAAAGCUUGUUCGAAUAUGAAAUCCAGUGAUGGGUGUAGACAAGUUCAUUGCUGUGUGAUUAAAUGUGGGCUGGAUUUAGAACUACAUGUUAUUAAUGGGUUAGUGAGGGGUUAUAGUGUUUCGUGGAGUUUAGAUUGCGCCCGCCAAGUGUUUGAUGAAAUACCUGAGAGAAAUUUGAGUAUUUGGACGACUAUGAUUUGUGGGUAUGCUCAAAAUGAUUGCUCUCAUCAGGCUUUGUUGUUGUUUAAUCAAAUGGUUGACCAUGGGCUUGAGCCAAAUGGUGCAACUUUAGCUUCUGUGUUAUCUGCGUGUGCUCGAGAAGGGUUUUUGUUGAUGGGAGAACGGAUUGAGAGUUUAAUGAAACGGAAAGGGAUCGAAUGUAGUGUGAUUCUUGGGACUGCAUUGGUUCAUAUGUAUGCAACUAAUGGAGCAUUGGAUAAAGCUAGGGAAGUAUUUGACAAUAUGCAAAAGAAAAAUGUUGCGACUUGGAAUGCAAUGAUUCAUGGUUUAGCUGUUCACGGCCGCGCAGAGGAAGCAGUUAACCUUUUCAAAAAGCUCAAAAUGGAUGGAAUUGUUCCUAAUGGCAUAACAUUUGUGGCAGUUUUAUCAGCAUGCUGCCACGGAGGCUUCCUAGAAGAAGGUCGCAAGUUCUUUUGUUUGAUGAAAGAAGAAUACAAUAUUGAGCCGAAACUAGAGCAUUAUGGUUGUAUGGUUGAUCUCCUAGGUCGAGGAGGGAAAGUAAUCGAGGCUGAGAAAUUGAUACGAGACAUGGAAUGGAAAGCAGAUGUGAGGAUUUGGGGAACUUUGUUGAGUGCUUGUAGGAAAUGUGGGGAUAUUGAGGUGGCGGUAAGAGUGGUGAAAGAUAUUUUAGGUUUGGAUCCUCAUAGUCAUGGAGUUUAUGUUGUUUUGUCAAAUAUGUAUGCAGAGGCUGGGAGAUGGGAAGAUGUCUCGCGUUUAAGAAAGGCGAUGAAGGAAGGGAGGUUGAAGAAAGUACCUGGUCGGAGUUCGGUGGAUGAUGGUGGUUAACAUGUUAGAUUGUUGAAGGAUUUGAAAAUUCGAUAGAAUUUCAAUGACAAUUUAAAAUGAGCCAAGUAUCAAAAAAUUGAAAAUUUCGAGUGUCAUAUACAAUUCUUGAAUUUAAAUACCAAAAUUAGAUUCCAUA
Molecule: messenger RNA, 1599 nt
Organism: Amaranthus tricolor (Joseph's coat)
Lineage: Eukaryota; Viridiplantae; Streptophyta; Magnoliopsida; Caryophyllales; Amaranthaceae
Product: pentatricopeptide repeat-containing protein At5g66520-like
Exons: 1
Coding region: 21-1463 (480 amino acids)
Biological process (GO): RNA modification
Molecular function (GO): protein binding; RNA binding
Source: RefSeq, a predicted model, not a curated record